GUGCCAAACCAGACAACACAACAAGCCCACAACCAGUUGCUGUAUCAGGAGCUCACAGUCCUCCCAGAGUUUCCCAACCAUCUGCCUCACCUCCCCACUACAACUUUGUUGACUGGUGAUCCAGACAUUUGCGAAAUCGAAGCUCAUUCAUCCGCAAUCCUAUCCUGCUCGUAGAGCCUUACCGCGACCAUGAGCACCCAUCCAAGGGCUGUUGGCCUUCUCCUAAGACUUAAUGCAAAGUCCUUUGAGCCCAUAAAUGCUCUGAGGUCCAAAUUCCCAGCCGCACGACACCCGAAGCAGAAGGAUGAUCCUCAGCGACCGCUCUUUCCCGUCAUAUCUCUUUUCCAUACUUUGCCAGGGACCAAUCUACCAAAUCUGCAAGCUAAAGUCUCCAAGCUUGCCGCCGUACGAAAGCCCUGGACGAUUAAAGUUGGAGCACCCGUAAUAUUUCCAAGUAGGCAGCAUGAGUUAUACGGCUUUGGAUUUCAACUGCCAGCGGAAGAGAUUUUGCAGCUGCGUCGCGACCUUUACGAGGAGCUCAGUGAGGAAAUCAAGGCAGUGGAUCCAGAGGGGGUUUCAAAGAAGUUUGCAUUUCGAACCAAGACUACAGCGUGGCUGUCCAUUCGCCAUUCUAAUUCUGGAGUCCCCAAGGAGAAGGCAUUGGAGGUGCUGAGGCAGUUGGAGCGAGAAUAUCCAAAUGGAUUUGGCAACAUUGUUGCAGAAGGCUUCGCACUGCAAGAACAUGCUACACCGGGACGCAUGAGAAUAUCGGAGGAACUGAUGAAGGGCGAUUUCCCCUUUGGAGCCAAGUGA
This is a messenger RNA of Cadophora gregata, 813 nucleotides long. RefSeq lists its product as uncharacterized. The transcript is spliced from 2 exons. The record is from RefSeq and is a predicted model, not a curated record. Lineage: Eukaryota; Fungi; Ascomycota; Leotiomycetes; Helotiales; Ploettnerulaceae. Bases 190 to 813 code for a protein of 207 amino acids.